Messenger RNA from Psilocybe cubensis, 1140 nucleotides. RefSeq lists its product as uncharacterized. The coding region runs from base 1 to 1140 and encodes 379 amino acids. Lineage: Eukaryota; Fungi; Basidiomycota; Agaricomycetes; Agaricales; Agrocybaceae. The transcript has 2 exons. The record is from RefSeq and is a predicted model, not a curated record.
AUGGCAUCAGCUCAUGUCGCGAGUAAAAGUAGUGUUUUAGAUGAAGCUACACUGGUAGAUCAACUAAAUACUCUCUUAUCUUCGCUGAACAUCCCGAUCACUUUAGUUUCACCCACAGACUUGACGCCUAGUCUCUUAAUCGCCAUUCUCGAAUCCAUGUUGAACAUGCGGAUACCCCUCAUCGACCGAAGCCAGCAAGCGAAGUAUUCCAAAGCUUCCAAAGUCCAGAACAUGAAGAUAUUUUUAGGUUUCCUCGAAAUUGAUGUAAUGAAGAUGGAUGUUGGUCUUAGUGAUAUCGACCCUCGGCGCCUAGCGGACGGAGAAGAGGAGGAGAUUUCCUUUGUCGCGGAACUACUUUGUUGGAUGGGUAGACGAGAAGGCCUUAUCCAAACCCCGAGGACGCACAAGCGACAAUCAAUUGCUCAGCGAUACCAUACCCCACCUCAAUCCACGCCUCCACCCGCUCCGCUUUCUCCAAAGUCACAGCUAGAUUUGGAUGCCAUAUCUCUAUUCCAGACGGGGUCCACAGCUACAGGAAGCACGAGACGCUCUCAUCAUCUCUUCUCCCCCUUCAUGAAAGAUACGGACAAGGAAUCUUUCACUACCCUAGAUGCCGGGGAACACGAUGUGCACGACGAACAUCCCGACGAAUCCUCGGACAAUGUUUCGGAUGUCCUGAGCGCUCUUCCACCUUUUGCGAAAUCCGACAUUCCUCAACCUCCAUGCGAUCACGAAUAUGCAGCACCAUCAUCAUCUCUUUUAUUCUCGCGCGAUUAUGCUCAGCCUUCAACCCCGGCAAUCGCGCAUUCUAGCGACCGAACACCGCGUGCCACCUACAAUCAACCUAUUCGUACAAACCAUGACACCAGCAAUGUCUUUCUUGACACCGAUGAUUGGCAAAAUCAAUCGAACACCUCCGUCAGAUAUUCAGGGUACAUUGAGCCUGUGGACGAGGAAUUAGAAUUGGCAGAGUUUGAACACAGUCGUUCCUUGUCUAUCGAUCGCCCUCGUUCAAAAGGAAAGACUCGUUCUGUCAAAAUAGAAACGGUGCAAGAACAAUACGAACGCACUCGAGAGCUCCUAAAUGAAAGAGCUCGUCUUUUGAAUCAACUUGCGGAACUUAAGAUAUCACAUGGAUAA